Austrofundulus limnaeus is the source of this 853-nucleotide messenger RNA. RefSeq names its product phosphoinositide interacting regulator of transient receptor potential channels (gene pirt). NCBI's taxonomy places the organism in Eukaryota, Metazoa, Chordata, Actinopteri, Cyprinodontiformes, Rivulidae. The coding region runs from base 206 to 643 and encodes 145 amino acids. Gene Ontology annotation, cellular component: plasma membrane. The transcript has a single exon. Gene Ontology annotation, molecular function: transmembrane transporter binding; phosphatidylinositol bisphosphate binding. Gene Ontology annotation, biological process: positive regulation of cation channel activity. The record is from RefSeq and is a predicted model, not a curated record.
UAUUAUUUAUAAAGUGGUACUUUUUAAGAUUUACCAGACACAUUAUGUGUGUUAUCACAAAGUAUCGGAUCAGUAUCGUUGAUACCAGACACAUUUUACUAAGUAUCAGUACUGGAAAGAAAACUGUCAGUAUGGAACAUCAGUAUUUGUGARGUCCCAGAAGACCCCGGAGCUGAAGAGUUUUGUGUUUCAGAACCAGGCGGUGAUGUUUCGAUUCUCCCACAGAGACACCGAGGAGGCCAUGCCGGCGAGUCCAGAGAACAUCCCCCUGGGGGAGUGCACCAUAUCCCAGUCCAGGGACCAGCUGACUCCCCCCAGCCAGGCGGGCAGCACCGUGCUGACUCUGUCCCGCAGCGAGUCCAUCUGGACCACGGAGGCCCCGCAGGACAAGUGUGAGGUCUUCUGGUUCCCCAUCCACUUCAUGUCGACGGGGGGCAGCUUCCUGGCCUGCGGCAUCAUCAUCAGCGGCCUGUACUUCGCCGGCCACUGCAGGAAGGUCACCAACAUCCUGGGCCCGGCCCUGCUCUCCAUCGGCCUGAUGGUCUUCGUGGUCGGGGUGGUCCUCGUCCCCAUCACCAAGGAGAACAAAAAGAGCCUGAAGAAGCCCCUGGGCCACUACAGGCCUCCGGUCUUCAACCUGUGACCACGUGAGGACGCUUGUUUCCAGGAAGGCCUGGUGUGAGCGCUGAAUCAGCAUUCUCACCACAGCUUCCUGUUUCCUCUGACUUCAGCUGAUGUUCAGUUAUUUCAGCUGUUCUCUAAACGUUCAGCUUGUCCCCGAGUGUUUACAUCAGUUUCUGGUUUUUAUACUUUUUUAAACAAGUUACUUUAUUUACAUUUAUUUUCUCAUUGA